Nannospalax galili (Upper Galilee mountains blind mole rat) is the source of this 669-nucleotide messenger RNA. RefSeq names its product tubulin alpha chain-like. The transcript has 2 exons. Gene Ontology annotation, molecular function: structural constituent of cytoskeleton; GTP binding. The coding region runs from base 1 to 669 and encodes 222 amino acids. The record is from RefSeq and is a predicted model, not a curated record. Gene Ontology annotation, cellular component: cytoplasm; microtubule. NCBI's taxonomy places the organism in Eukaryota, Metazoa, Chordata, Mammalia, Rodentia, Spalacidae. Gene Ontology annotation, biological process: mitotic cell cycle; microtubule cytoskeleton organization.
AUGAGAGCAGCAGAGCCGUGGGAGCCGUGGGGGUUGGUGUGUCAGAAGCAGCAGAAGCGGGUGAACCUGGAAGCCAAGUUCAAAUUACGUGGGGAGAGACUAAAGGGCAAAACUUUUCUCCCAGUGACAACAGAAAUCACUAAAUGGUGUGAACUGGGGACCAAAUAUGCUGAGUGCAUCUCCAUCCACUUUGGCCAGGCUGGUGUUCAGAUCGGAAACGCCUGCUGGGAGCUCUACUGCCUGGAACAUGGCAUCCAGCCUGAUGGCCAGAUGCCAAGUGAAAAGACCAUUUGGGGAGGAGAUGACUCCUUCAACACCUUCUUCAGUGACACAGGUGCUGGCAAGCAUGUGCCCAGGGCAGUGUUUGUAGACCUGGAACCUACGGUAAUUGAUGAAGUUUGCACUGGUACCUACCGCCAGCUCUUUCACCCUGAGCAGCUCAUCACAGGCAAGGAAGAUGCUGCCAAUAACUAUGGCCGUGGGCAGGACACCAUUGGCAAGGAGAUCAUUGACCUUGUCUUGGACCAAAUUGGCAAGCCUGUGGUAACUCCAAGUAAUAAGAAGGUGCCCUUGUUAUGUGCCCACAGCAAGGUCACCAGAGGCUGCCUUUCCAGCUACCAGGUGUGCUCUGUAUCUGUUCCAGACCCUGCUGACUUCUACCUGAGAUGA